Cryptococcus wingfieldii CBS 7118 is the source of this 423-nucleotide messenger RNA. RefSeq lists its product as hypothetical. Bases 1 to 423 code for a protein of 140 amino acids. The record is from RefSeq and is a predicted model, not a curated record. Lineage: Eukaryota; Fungi; Basidiomycota; Tremellomycetes; Tremellales; Cryptococcaceae. The transcript is spliced from 4 exons.
AUGCCAAGAAAACUGAGCGUGACUAUAUUGUCAGAGCGCGCACCUCAGCCUGGAGUACUAGCCCCUCGGGUUGGAGCGCUCAGAUACCAGUUCAGAGAGCAUCAGCUUCAAUCUUCAGGAGUCGAAUCGGAAACAAAAAGCAAGACUGCUAUCUCGCUGGUAGAGCAGCAAACCGGUGUGCAGAUGACCCAAAGCUCGACAAGGGGUAAGAACGUAGUCACAGGAAUCGUCAAUGCAAAGAAUCUACAUUGGAUUCCCGUUGGCGUCUUUCCCCAGCAGAAGCUUAUCGUCACGGUCUACUGGGCAGAGGGGCGGUUUGGUGCUGGUUCUGAAUUCGACGAGAAAUUCAUGAACGUGUGGAGAGAGAGAUUUGCUUGGGAGAGACGGAGAGGAUUGGUAGACGAUGCCGCGAAUCAAGGAUAG